Molecule: messenger RNA, 955 nt
Organism: Musca vetustissima
Lineage: Eukaryota; Metazoa; Arthropoda; Insecta; Diptera; Muscidae
Product: CCHC-type zinc finger nucleic acid binding protein-like
Exons: 1
Coding region: 160-612 (150 amino acids)
Biological process (GO): positive regulation of cytoplasmic translation
Cellular component (GO): cytoplasm
Molecular function (GO): mRNA binding; zinc ion binding; translation regulator activity
Source: RefSeq, a predicted model, not a curated record
ACUGUUGGACGAACAAGCCAUUUCGUCGUUUGUAGUGUGCGUGGAGUUGGUGAAGUGAAAGACAUUUUCACUCCGAGUCCGCCUUGCAUUUAGUUGAUUUAUCGUUUGGAUCGUUGCUGAGUCCGUUUAGCUGGUAAGACAUAUACAUAACACAUCAGAAUGUCUAUGGCUUCAUCCACGUGCUACAAGUGUAAUCGUCCGGGCCAUUUUGCCCGCGACUGUAAUUCCGGAGGAGGUGGUGGCGGCGGCCGUGAUAUGAGACGCGGAAAUAACCGUGAAAAAUGCUUCAAAUGCAACCAAUUCGGACACUUUGCCCGUUCCUGCCCCGAGGAAUCUGAGCGUUGUUAUCGUUGCAACGGCAUCGGCCACAUAUCCAAGGACUGUGCUCAACCCGACAAUCCAACGUGUUUCAACUGUAACAAAGUUGGUCACUGGGCGCGUAAUUGCCCCGAGGCGUCCAACGAUCGCGGUUCCAGUAAUAUUUCAUGCUACAAGUGCAACCGCACUGGUCACAUCUCCAAAAACUGUCCAGACACGGCAAAGACAUGCUACGGCUGCGGCAAAAGCGGUCAUCUGAGACGUGAGUGCGAGGAAAAAGGGAGCCGUAACUAGAAAGCGGUCAAUCUCCAUCACUGCCGAUUGACCCCAUUCAUUUCCUUCAACUUUCCUGUCACCGUACCCAAUCUGAAAAAUGUUUUAAAAAUUAUUAAUCCCAUUUAUCCCCAAAUCCCGUAAUAUCUCUUGAAUUAUUCCAAGCUGCAGAUGCAGCCAAUCAAGUAUACCUAUAUAUCUAUGUAUGAUCUAACCAACUGCACUGUAGUGCAGACAAUCUCUCUUCAAAGUAAAUUGUACUCUACUUUGGAUAUAAAAAGUGUCCCAAUGUGAUACGAGAAUAAAAAGUGGAUGGAUUGAAUGAAAUUAAAUACUGAAUAAAAUUAACAAAAAAAAAAGAGAA